Molecule: messenger RNA, 1365 nt
Organism: Brassica rapa (field mustard)
Lineage: Eukaryota; Viridiplantae; Streptophyta; Magnoliopsida; Brassicales; Brassicaceae
Product: protein RRP6-like 3
Biological process (GO): nuclear polyadenylation-dependent snRNA catabolic process; nuclear polyadenylation-dependent snoRNA catabolic process; exonucleolytic trimming to generate mature 3'-end of 5.8S rRNA from tricistronic rRNA transcript (SSU-rRNA, 5.8S rRNA, LSU-rRNA)
Cellular component (GO): nucleolus; nuclear exosome (RNase complex)
Molecular function (GO): nucleotide binding; single-stranded RNA binding; 3'-5'-RNA exonuclease activity
Source: RefSeq, a predicted model, not a curated record
AUGGAACCGGAGAAAGCUGACAAUUCCUUAAUGAACUUGUCAUUGUGCUAUGAGCGGAAGCCUCAAUUCGAGUUCAAGUGCGUCCUUGCAGACAAUUCCUUUUCCCCAUUUGAACACUUGAACGUGUCUUCCUCUACAGAGAAGUGUCAUCCCUUUCGCAAAGAGAUUGGUGCCUUGAUCGAUAAUCCUCCGGAACAUAGUUUUUGGACAUCAUUCACCAAAGAGGACACUUCAAAGGACUGCAUGUGGGUUGAUUCUAGUUUGCAGUUGAGGGAACUAGCAAACAAGUUGGCAGAACAAAACGUUUUUGCUGUUGACACGGAGCAACAAAAUUUACGAUCGUAUUUGGGUUUUACUGCACUUAUGCAGAUUUCUACACGAGAAGAGGAUUACUUAGUGGACACGGUUGCACUUCACGAUGAAAUGGCCCUUCUUCGUCCUAUUUUCACUAAUCCAAAGAUUUGCAAGGCAUGUUUGGUAUUGGAAAAGCCUCAAAAAUCACUCGAGGGUUUGCUACAAACUAUUUGUAAUGUAGACACAGACAAAACAUUACGGACUCGUGACUGGACAGAGCGACCACUCCCACCAAAGAUGUUGCGAUAUGCAAGAACGGAUACGCAAUAUUUGCUUUGGAUUGCCGAUGUUUUGGCUGCCGAGCUCAAAGAACUUAAAAAGUAUGAUGAGUGUAUUAGGAGGUGCAACAAAGUGUGCUUAACACUAUACGCCAAAGGACAAGAAGAUUUCAAAUUAGCUAAUCGGGAACAAUAUGAUUGUCGUGAACGUGCUUGGAAACUUUGUAUAUGGAGAGAUCUGAUGGCACGGAUCCACGAUGAAAGCAGAGAAUUUGUGUUAUCUAAUGAGGUUAUGCUUGAAUUUGCUCGGAAAGUUCCAACCACAUACGAUGUGUUUAAAUCAACCGCUGAUCAACAAAGAGGGGGGAAAAUUGAUGAGGUGUCGGUAAUUUUCCUGUGUCAUUAUGACGAUUACUUCAACCAGAUCAUGAGUGACAAGUCUGUAGCUCUUGAGACCGCUUUUCCACUUAUUCUUCAAAAGUGUCUGGGUAUGAAUGGAACGUGUGGGAUUAAUCUGUUGAAUUGUUCUCUUCUGGGAAAUUUCAUAAUCAUUCCUUUUUCCCUUCUGGUCAAAAAAAGUGGAAAACAAACUUCAAAGGUAUCACAGAUACCUAUACGCAAGCCUGACGUUGCUGUGUACGAGAGUGAUGGAACGUUGAAGUUUCGGUGUAACCAUGGAAAAGGGCAAUGGUAUCUGAAGAUGGGGCUUGCAGAACAGACUCAAAUUCAUGGAGAAUAUGCUUUACAGUUGAAGACUGAAACUUUGGGUGGUCCUGAAAAAGGAUUUGUGUAA